Messenger RNA from Dovyalis caffra, 438 nucleotides. The record is from the annotation of a GenBank genome assembly. Lineage: Eukaryota; Viridiplantae; Streptophyta; Magnoliopsida; Malpighiales; Salicaceae.
AUGGUGGAUCCUGAUACAGGCAUUAAAACGAAUUUAUUGAGAAUGAAGAGUGCUGGUGUUGUUGGUGUUUACCAUCCUUUGAUUGAUGAAAAGCUAGUUACAAUUCUCCACAGAAGGAACAAAAAGGCAUAUGCCUGGACGGUUGAUGAUGUGGAUUCUAUGCAGAAGAUGUUGUUUGAGCAUGUUGAUGCUGUUGUUACAAAUAACCCCAAUCUUCUUCAACAGCUUAUGCAAGAUAUUAGAACUGAAUGUCGUGAGGAAGCCGCACAGUACGCCGCACUCCAGAAAAUCAAACACGACGUGGCCUCAUCCCACAACCUAACAACCUUGCGUGUCCAUGAUAUUGUCGCAGCAGAUCACAAACUGAACGAACACCAUUCUUUCAAGUUUCAACUACCUUUCUUCUCCUCCCCAGAAUCUCUAUGUCUUGAAGAGUAA